This is a messenger RNA of Rubroshorea leprosula, 2000 nucleotides long. The record is from the annotation of a GenBank genome assembly. NCBI's taxonomy places the organism in Eukaryota, Viridiplantae, Streptophyta, Magnoliopsida, Malvales, Dipterocarpaceae.
GGAGGUGGUUUGAUUUAAAUUUGUGUGAUUUGUUGGUGAUCAACGGCGGCGGAGCAUUAUUGAAAUGUGCAAUAGAGAAACACGGUGUAAUUUCCCCCCCGUGAAUGGGAGGUGAAUGCUACGUGUGAGAGGGUUGAUGCAUGAUGAGGGGGUGCAGUGGAUGUAAUGAUGAGGAUAGAAUAUGGUUCCUAAGAAUUUUAGAGAGACGUGGUGAUCAUUUAUCUGAUUUUGAUUUAUAGUCUAGAGAGAGAGAGGGGGAGGAACUGAGUUUCCGAGAGGGGGAUCGAUGAGGACGGUGGCGAUGCAGGCCAACGACGGCGGAAACAACCCGGUUGAAGUUCUGGCGAACGGUGACUCUGAGAAGUCGUCCACGACGUCGAGAUUUGCCUCUCUUCUGGUCUCCAAAGAUCGUGAUUAUCUUCUCUCUGCGACCGGAACUCAGGUGAAAGUAUCUAGCCUAGAAGAAAAGGUUUUAGGCCUUUAUUUCUCUGCCAAUUGGUACUCUCCAUGUAGAACUUUCACUCAGGUUUUAGUAGGGGUUUAUGAGCAGCUGAAAAGCAACAGUUCUGGAUUUGAGAUUGUUUUUGUGUCAUCGGAUGAAGAUUUGAAUGCCUUCAAUAAUUACCGUGAGUCCAUGCCAUGGCUGUCAGUUCCUUUUUCUGAUUUGGAGACAAAGAAGGCCUUGAACCAAAGAUUUGAGGUCGAAGGCAUUCCUUGCCUGGUUAUAUUGCAACCUGGGGAUAAUAAAGAUGAAGAACCUGCAUUGUGUGAUGGUGUGGAACUCAUUUACCGGUAUGGUGUGGAAGCCUUUCCUUUUACAAAAGAGAAGUUGGAGGAAUUGCAGAGGGAGGAGAUGUUGAAGCAUGAGAACCAGACCUUAACCAAUUUACUCACAAUUCAUGAUAGAGAGUAUCUUUUGGGUCAUCCUACAACUAAUAAGGUUCCUGUUGAUCCCUUGGUUGGCAAAACUGUUGGACUGUACUUCUCGGGGCAAUGGUGUCUUCCUGGCUUGGAUUUCACCCCCAAGCUGAUUUCAAUCUACCACAAAAUCAAGAAUUUGCUGGAAGAAAAAGGAGGUGAGGAUUUUGAAAUAGUAUUUGUCUCUAAUGAUCGCGACCAGGAUUCAUUCGAGUCCUACUUUGGUUCGAUGCCAUGGCUAUCACUUCCUUUUGGGGACACUGCUAUUAAAAGUCUAUAUAGGUACUUUGAUGUGCAGUGGAUUCCUUGUUUGAUAAUCAUAGGGCCUAAUGGUAGAACUGUUACUAAAAAUGGGAGGAAUCUUAUUAAUCUGCACAAGGAAAAUGCAUACCCUUUCACUGAGGCUAAGCUGCAGCUGCUAGAGAAAGAGAUGGACGAGGCAGCAAAGAAUUUACCAAGGUCGGAGUAUCAUGCGGGGCAUAGGCAUGAACUUACAUUGGUGUCGGAAGGGACUGGGGGAGGGCCAUUCAUAUGCUGUGACUGUGACGAGCAGGGUUCCGGUUGGGCUUACCAGUGUCUUGAAUGUGGGUACGAGGUGCACCCCAAGUGCGUGAGAGCUGUGGGUCAGCGCGCUUCAGUUUAGAGCCUGACUCGAUGCUAUCUUGGAUGUGUUGAUUUUGCUGAUGUUAAGCGUACGUGCCUGGGAUUAUUUUCAGAAUGUGUUUGUUAAUUUAACACGGGAAUUUGGCCACCUUACCACUUUUAAAUCAAUUAUCUGUGUCUUUAAUUCGGGUUUUGAUUCUGUGACAUUACUGUAGUCGGGCCAUGACAUUGAAAUCAGCUAAACAGAGCUUCUAUGGAUUAAUGGGCAAAAACAAAUGUGUGUUCUAAUGUCCCUUUGUGAGAUGGUGAUGCUGCCAUUCAUCUUUUUCUUAUUGCAUGUCUUUCGUGAAAACUUGGUGAGUAAAGGAUUCUGGAAGGUGGAAGGGGAUGGAAAUGGUCCCUGUCAUCAUCAGCUGAGAUCACCUCUCAGCACGCUGUCGUUUGAACUCGUGUUCAGAUAAUAAUGAUCUGAUUGUUUU